Molecule: messenger RNA, 1719 nt
Organism: Pectinophora gossypiella (pink bollworm)
Lineage: Eukaryota; Metazoa; Arthropoda; Insecta; Lepidoptera; Gelechiidae
Product: opsin-VA-like
Exons: 8
Coding region: 1-1719 (572 amino acids)
Biological process (GO): G protein-coupled receptor signaling pathway
Cellular component (GO): membrane; photoreceptor outer segment
Molecular function (GO): G protein-coupled receptor activity
Source: RefSeq, a predicted model, not a curated record
AUGCAGAUCUUCCAAGCUCUCCGAGGCCUCAACCAUGAUCAGACCCUCAUCAGACCUGGCGCCACACGAGCGUUGAAGAUGACGUCACGAGCCACGCGAGGCCUGAAAAUGACGUCAUUGUUCAAUGACUCUUUCAGGCCGGACCCUCUGGACUACCAUCUCUUGAUGCCAGAGUGGGCAUACACCAUAUCUGCCUUCGCUCUAUUUCUGAUCGGAUUCUUCGGGUUCUUUCUCAAUCUCAUGGUGAUACUCCUCAUGUGCAAAGACCGGCAGUUAUGGACACCGCUGAACAUCAUCCUAUUCAACCUGGUGUGCGCUGACUUCUCCGUGUCGAUCCUGGGCAACCCUUUCACGCUGGUCUCCGCACUCUUCCACCGCUGGGUCUUCGGGAAGACCAUGUGUGUCCUCUACGGUUUCUUCAUGGCUCUGCUAGGCAUAACGUCAAUAACAUCGUUAACGGUCAUCUCGUUCGAGCGGUAUCUGAUGGUGACUCGACCGCUCAGCUGCCGCCACCUGACCCCUCGGGGGGCAUUGCUCUCCAUCCUGUUCAUCUGGAGCUACUCCCUCGCCCUGACCACCCCCCCGCUCAUGGGCUGGGGGAACUAUGUCAACGAAGCUGCUAAUAUCAGUUGUUCAGUGAACUGGCAUGAGCAGUCGACCAACUCUCUCACGUACAUCCUGUUCCUGUUCGCGAUGGGCCAGAUCUUCCCUUUCGCCGUCAUCUCCUUCAGCUACGCCAACAUCAUCUACACCAUGAAAAAGAACUCUCAGCGGCUGGGCCGCGUAAACCGCGCGGAAGCUCGUGCCACCGCCAUGGUCUUCCUGAUGAUCGUCGCGUUCACCGUGGCGUGGACACCCUACUCCAUCUUCGCGCUCAUCGAGCAGUUCGGCACACAGGGCACUAUAUCACCAGGUGCAGGCGUGAUACCAGCGCUCGUCGCCAAGAGUUCCAUCUGCUAUGAUCCUCUCAUCUACGUCGGAAUGAAUACACAAUUCCGACAAUCCAUCAAACGCCUCUUCGGCAUCCACACGAAGGACAGGACCUCAUUAGCAGAACGCCGUCACAACCAGACCAUGACCUCUCCUGGCCCCAGGAUGACCAGCAUCAACGACAUAAUCUCCAAUCACGAGAAGAAGAGCAGAAAAGUCAGAAUAGCCGAAGAGAUAAUGGUAUCAGAAGUAAAUAACGUUGAAAUCUAUCGGCCGUUGCCAGCGAAGACAGACUUGAGUACCAUUCAGGAGAGCCGACCGACUUCUGAUAAUGAAAGGUCUGGGGAGACGACUUAUGAUGAAGACCGUAGCAGUAGCAGUGGAGGUAAGAAACAGGAUCUGGCAUCACAAGCGCUGCUAGAUUCUCCCGUUUUGACUGUAAUGAAUCCUGAACGAACAAUCUUCACCAGAAACGGUUCUGCAACCGAUAAUGUUACAUACUCAACUUAUGGCAAUCCAGCAUACGAAGAACAUGCUAGUGAUGUUACUGAUAAUGUAGGCAAAGUUUCCAACAUGUCGCAUAGUUAUUCCUUGGAUUUAAGUGAACCCAAAGGCACAGCGAGGAGAAAGCUGUCUGUAGAAGCAAAGUACGACGUCGUUUUACAUUCUAAAGGGUUCCUUAAAGAUUCUGCUGUUUGCAAAUUCUUUGACCAAAGCUGUUCAGGACAUGAUAGCUUCAAAAGUUAUCUCUGCCCAGUAAACAGCAGUAGUGACGGAGACAUUUUAUAA